This is a messenger RNA of Nycticebus coucang (slow loris), 1170 nucleotides long. RefSeq names its product terminal nucleotidyltransferase 5D (gene TENT5D). Gene Ontology annotation, molecular function: RNA binding; poly(A) RNA polymerase activity. The record is from RefSeq and is a predicted model, not a curated record. NCBI's taxonomy places the organism in Eukaryota, Metazoa, Chordata, Mammalia, Primates, Lorisidae. Gene Ontology annotation, biological process: mRNA stabilization.
AUGUCUGAAAUCAGAUUCAGCAACCUCACUUGGGAUCAAGUUUUAACACUGGAUCAAGUGUUAGAUAAAAUAAUUCCAAUUCAUGGAAGUGGGAAUUUCCCCACACUGGAGGUAAAACCAAAAGAUAUCAUUCAUGUUGUGAAAAAUCAACUCAUAGAGCAAGGAAUUAUUAUUAAAGAUGCCCGAUUGAAUGGUUCCACAGCAAGUUAUGUACUUGCCAGCCAUAAUGGAAUCAGUUAUAAGGAUCUGGACAUUAUUUUUGGUGUUGAACUUCCAACUGAUCAAGAAUUUCAGGUUGUUAAGGAUGCAGUUCUAGGUUGUCUACUUGAUUUUUUACCAAAAGGUGUAAAAAAGGAUAAGAUCACUCUAAAGAUCAUGAAAGAGGCUUAUAUACAGAAGAUGGUCAAAGUUUGCAAUAAGCAUGAUCGUUGUAGCCUCAUCUCUCUUUCAAAUAACACUGGGAAGAAUGUAGAACUAAAAUUUGUGAAUUCACUCAGGAGACAAUUUGAAUUUAGUGUAGAUUCCUUUCAAAUUGUUUUGGAUUCUAUGUUAGAUUUCUACAAUGACAAAAAUGCUAAGCUAACUAAAGAAUCCUAUCCUGUUAUAGUAGCUGAAAGCAUGUAUGGAGAUUUCCAAGCAAUGACACAUUUGCAAUAUACACUUAUAUAUACCAUAAAACCUGAAGAAAUUAGAGGUGGUGGCCUUCUGAAAUACAGCAACUUGCUGAUCCGUGACUUUAAGCCAGCUUGUGAAGCAGAAAUCAAGACCCUGAAAUGUUACAUGUGCUCUAGAUUCUUUAUUGAUUUCCCUGAUGUUGCAGAACAGCAAAAGAAAAUUGAGUCUUAUCUCCGCAACCAUUUUAUAGGUAAAGAAAAAAACAAGUAUGACUACCUUAUGACAUUACGUGGAGUUGUGAAUGAAAGCACUGUUUGCCUCAUGGGUCAUGAAAGAAGACAGACUCUCAAUAUGAUCACCCUUAUGGCUUUAAAAGUACUUGGAGAACAGAAUAUUUUACCCAAUACAGAUAACGUAACUUGCUUUUAUCAGCCUGCCCCAUACUUUGCUGCUGAGGGAGGGUACCCUACUUAUUUUGUACCAUCUGGGCCACCACCCAUUUUCUUCCAACCAUACCACCCAGUGCACUUUCAGGUGCCAAAUGGUAUGGUUUAA